GGUUGGUUAAAAGCCCACUAGUUGCCCCCAAUUAAUCAUGGGUCGAUUCUUCCCCUGUCUUUUUUACACUUUAUUUAUAUUAUUUUUCUACUUUUUUUUCCAUUCUAGAUCCGCCUAAGGAUAAUUAACCAACAAAUGGAUUUGCAUGCACGCUGUGACUCCGUCUGUAUAUACACUCAAUGAGAGUUCCUGAAUAGGAAUUAAAAUUGCAUCGAAUCUCAUGUAGUGGAGGUCGAUGAUUGAAUGCCAGGAACGCAUAUGUGUUUUAAAGCAUCUUUAAUGUACAUUUCUGUAUUUUUUUUCUAAAAUAAAUAACUCUAUUAUAGAGCCUUUAUAGAAAUGAUUUUAUUUCAAUAUGUUUAUAUAAUACUCUAUAUGUUUUAUAUUAAAUAUCACUUUAAUAUUUUUUUCUUGUUACAUAAAAAAUGUCGUUUUAUAAUUUCAAUACAAUUUAUUUUUAUUUUUAGUUUAAUAUUAAUUAUAAAAUGUAUUGAUCUUAUAAAUAAAUUUAUUUAUUUAAAAUGCUAUUGGUUAAGUAGAUGACAUUAAUGAAAACAUGAAUGCAUUUAUUGAGUUUUUUAAUGUAUGAAAAAUGUAUAGGUGACACUCUUUGUAAAACGGAGAGAAUAAAGUUUUAUGAGAAAAUAUUUUUACCUCUAUGUUUAAUAACUCACAGAUUUCGCAUACUUUCCUAUAAAUGACAGAUUUCUUAUUCUCAUUAAAAGCUAAAAGAAAACAAUGAAAACAAAGUUAUUAAAGAAAGUAAUAAAUGUUUUCAUUUAUAAAUACUACUACCACACAAAAAAAAACUAUAUUCCAAACCAGUAAAAGGCAUCCAUGGUAUUCUUAACAAACCGUCACCUCAUUUUCGUGUUAAUAACAUAUCUAAUUAUUUUAAGAACUUCUUUAUCACUUGAACACUCUGUCAAUGGAGAUGUGCCAUUCUUACCUAAACAUGUUAUGAUCACUAACAAAUUGGUCACACGUGAAGGAAUGGUCUUGCACUGCAGGAACAAAGGGAAAGAUUUAGGCUUUAAAGCGAUAUUAGCUGAUGAAAGUUUCGAUUUCAGGUUUCAUCUUAAUAUACGCAGAACAGCCGUGUAUACUUGCACUUUCUCGUGGCAUGGAAACGUAAAGAGAUUUGACAUUUUUAGAGCUGAUAGAGACGAUAAUCCAAGAAGUACGUGUGGUAUAUGCAGAGAAUGUAUUUGGCAUAUAUCUGAGUCAGGUCCAUGUCGUAUGAAACGCGAUGGAGGCUCUCCUUACUGUUUUCCAUGGGCUUCUUAGUCAUAUCAAAAUAUUUAUUGUAUCUUUCUUUCAUAUCAAGAAAAGAAAUAUUUCUUUCGUAUUGUUGUGUUAUAAAUGAAAUAAAUAAAUCGGUUUGCAAUUUGAAAUCAUUUCUUUUGUAACUGUUUUGACAUUGUUGUUACAUAUUUAUCACUUUUCUCUUUUAAUAAUUGUUAUAUUUUCAUAUAAACAUGAAAUUUCAUUAUAUUGUUUAUGUUCUCUCUAAAUCCGAAACGAGAUUUGAUAAUAUUUGUGGUGGAUCUAAAAAGCUCUCUUCAAUAGAAAUCAAGAAUGGUUCAAAGAUAAAAGAACAAAAAAAAU
Brassica rapa (field mustard) is the source of this 1608-nucleotide messenger RNA. RefSeq names its product S-protein homolog 5. Lineage: Eukaryota; Viridiplantae; Streptophyta; Magnoliopsida; Brassicales; Brassicaceae. The record is from RefSeq and is a predicted model, not a curated record.